Messenger RNA from Aegilops tauschii subsp. strangulata, 1608 nucleotides. RefSeq lists its product as uncharacterized. The record is from RefSeq and is a predicted model, not a curated record. NCBI's taxonomy places the organism in Eukaryota, Viridiplantae, Streptophyta, Magnoliopsida, Poales, Poaceae.
AUGUCGAACGCCGACUGGAAGGCAGAGGUUCGGCGCCGGGAGGUUGUUACCACCGACCGGCGGAAUAGGCUCAACGCCAAGAGGGCCCGGCACAGGGCGGCGGCGGUGGAGCAGGUAGAGGCGUCUCGCGCAGGGAUGAUGAAUCCACCCGGCGGCCACGCCCCGCAAGCUGCCUGGAGCCAGCAGAGCGUAAGGUCGCCGGCCAUCUUCUUGUCGUUGCCACAGCCCUGGGGGUGCGCACCAUCGCCUGGCUACACCGGCGACGACGCACAUGGCGGAUUCAACCCCAACAUCACCUUUCCGCAUGGCCACCGCGCCUCACCCUCCAGUCUGAACCCCGACCAGCGCACGCACUCGCCCGCGUUCACCGACGUCCAGUACCCCCGUACACCGCCUCUGUGCCGUGGCGCCUUGCACUUCUCGCAAGCCUCGUCGUUGCAUUUCAGCAACCCCGACGCGACGGAAGCCGGCAUGGAAGAGAUCAUCACGAGCGGCUCGGCCGCCGCCGCCUCCCCCGGGUUCCAGGCGCAAGACGAUACAACGGACCUCGCCGGCGACAUGGACGACGAGCUCGACUAUGGCGAGGAGGAGGAGGAGCCGGCGCCUGCGCCGGCGAGGAAAGGAAAAAGAAGAAGUGGCGGGGGGGGCAGGACCGGCGAGCCACGCGUCAAGUGGGCGUCUAAAGAAGACGAGUGCCUCGCCGAAGCAUGGAAGACCGUUUGCCUCGACCCGAUCACCGGCAUGAACCAGAACGCCGACACGUACUGGGAGCGCAUCAAGUCGGAGUUUGAUGAGCGCAAAUUGGUCGACCCCUACUUCGCCACCAUCCACAUGAAGCGCGGCUCGAAGGCCAUGGCGAACCAUUGGGCGAUCAUCCAAACGGCCUGCAACAAAUGGCAUGGGAUCGCCGAGGAGAUCGCAGCUCGCCCGAAAAGCGGCGCCAACGUCGAGAGUCAGAUGGUUCGGAUGUUCGCCAUGUACCGCCAGGACAGCAACACCGACCAAGAGUUCAAGUACCUCCACGUGUUCUCGCGGAUCGAGAAGUGCGAGAAGUGGACGGAUAUCCGGCGCAUCCUCGCCAAGGCCAAGGAGACGUACAAGCCGGACGCGCCCACGCCGGGGGCGGCGGAUGGUCGCCCUGACGGCAACAAACGAGCCAAGACGACGAAGGACGCUGCACCGGCUACCGAGCAGCUGCACGCGUCCAUCGAGCAGUGCAUUGCCGACGCCAAGAACCACGCCGCCCGGAGGGAAGAGAAAUCCGAGGUGCGGUGGUCACCGUUGAUGACGAACAACGCCGUCAAGCUUGACCUACUCCGGACCAAUGUCGCUGCGAAGAAGAAGAACACCAACCCGGCAUUCCUGAUGGGGGCGGAUAUGUCGACGAUGGACGAGCAGGUCAAGGCGUGGUACUUGACGGAGCGCGGCCUCAUCUUGAACCAGAUGUUGUCGACGAACGUGCCAACUCCCACGCCGACCCCAACGCCGCCGCCAAGCCCGAGUGAUGAUGUCUCCACGACGCCCAGCACAGAAGCCGCGCCGACGCCGACCAGCCCGAGCAUGCCGACUCCCGCCAGUCCGACGCCGGAGGAGCACGCCGCCGUUUGA